AUGGAACAUAUAAAGUAUAGUAAUAGUAUAGAAGUGAUUGAUAACAGUUUAAAAUGUACUCUAGAUAAUAAUAAUCGUAUAAAUUUACAAACAUUAACUGAAGAAUUUCAAACAUCUUCAUUUUGUCAAACAUCACAAAUAUGUCAUAAGAAUUCACAACCUCUUUGUGUUGCAGUACUUCCUCCGCCUGUACAAUUUACUCGUGCUGCUGUACGACGUAUAGCACGUGCAAUUUUACGAAAGUUACACGGACAAAAUAAACUGCCUUUUUCACCGUCAAUUACUUCAAUAUCGACCAGUUCAAGACAAGUGAUAACAACAAUGAAUCGAAAUAAUGAUGAUAAUCAUAUUGAAUCAUGUACAAAUUUCAAUAGUACACCUUAUACAGAUAAUUCUAAAAAUAUACAAUAUGAUAAAAUGAAUCAAGUAUAUCGUUAUGAAUUAUUUCAUGGUUCUAUGGCAACAAGUAUCUAUCGAAGAAAACGAAGUUUAAUUGCAUCAUCUUUAUAUAGUGAAUUAGCAUCUAGUGUUAAGGAUACUGAAACAUCAAAUGAACAACAACAUCAUUUAUCAGUUGGAGUGAAUUGUUCUAUCUCAUCACAAGAAUCUCAUAGUCGAUUGAAACCACCAACAUCUGAUUCACCGUCUGCAUUAACUUCGUUAAUCAGUUUGGAUUCGUAUACAGGCCAUCUGAUAGCACGUGAAUUGAAUAGUUUACUUCUAGACAAAGAUACUAAACUAGCUAUUAUGAAUGAUAUUCAACGUGAAUUAAGUCGUCCAAAAUAUCGUCCAGACUUUUUCUACGCUGGUAAUAAGCAUAAAUUACCAUUGUGUCAUGUGCCUGAAUAUACAACCUUUAAACAAUUUCCAUGUGAUGUAAAUUAUACUACAAAAGAGUUGAAAUUCAAUCAAACUCAUUUAUUCAACUCUAAUUCUAAAAAGUCUCCAACAAAUGUAUUGCAAAAAGGAUUAUCUAUUGAAGGUGUUAUAGGUCUAUCUAUGAAUAAAUCAGUUACAUUAUUAGAUCCACAGAAAACCGCACUAAUCAAUGCAUAUCAUCAUCAUUAUCAUCACCAACAACAGAAGAAAGGGAUAUCUGAUAUAAAGAAUUUAAUGAAUUCUCCAAAAACGAAUGAACUUUUCGCAUAUCUUACAGAUAUGUUAGACAGUCGAAUUCUACAAAGUUUCACAUUUAUUAUUCUUUCAAUUGCUUGUUUUAUUAAUAUGUUUGUUCUUUUAGUUCCAUUUCAUUAUCUUCCCCUUCUACUCGACUAUGGAGGUCUUGAAUGCCAUUUCAAUUCAUUAUGGUGUCCAAAUGGAUUAAUGGAUAUUGAUAAUAAUAAUAAUAUUGAUAAUAAUAAAAAGGUGAAUCGUACACAUGAUCAAGAUGUAUUGAUGACAAGUUACAAUAAUGAAUUAAGCGUUUCAGCUGUUAAUUUUGUCGGGAAGAAUUAUGCAUUCGCCAGUUCAGAAUUACUACUACUUACUAUUGGCUGUGCUAGUCUACUGGGUCGCUUAUUCGCAGGAUUGCUCGUAUCUGGUGGAAACACCAUGCAUGGGAGAGGUCAUCAUUCACUAAGUGAAGUCAUCUGGAAACACCGGCUUCGAUGGCUUGGACAUGUGUUAUGCACGUCAUUGUAAUGACCUCCACACUGUUUAUUGUUCGCUAACCCUGGAACUGGAUGGAGGAAGCGGAGUGAUGGUCAGUGUAUGACGUGGCACCGUG
Messenger RNA from Heterobilharzia americana, 1726 nucleotides. Lineage: Eukaryota; Metazoa; Platyhelminthes; Trematoda; Strigeidida; Schistosomatidae. The record is from the annotation of a GenBank genome assembly.